Thalassophryne amazonica is the source of this 2401-nucleotide messenger RNA. It is a transcript of the gene fbxo3, whose product is annotated as F-box protein 3. NCBI's taxonomy places the organism in Eukaryota, Metazoa, Chordata, Actinopteri, Batrachoidiformes, Batrachoididae. Bases 33 to 1400 code for a protein of 455 amino acids. The transcript has 12 exons. Gene Ontology annotation, molecular function: protein binding. The record is from RefSeq and is a predicted model, not a curated record.
UGCCGCGCGGAUACAGCGAGCGCACCCUGAGAAUGGCCGCUUCCACGGAGUUACGGAUGGACCAGCUGCCGUCGGACCCGCUGCUCCACAUUCUGUCCUUCCUGGAUUAUAGAGACCUGGUUCAUUCUAGUUACGUCAACCGGAGGCUGAAUGAUUUGUCCAAACACAACCUGCUGUGGAAGCGUCUGUGCUCCAAACACUGGCUCCUGACAGAUGUGGACAGGCUGCAGAGUGGUGCGUCCUGGUGCUGUCUCUUCAGACAGUUCUACAGUGACUUGGGACGCUACAUCAAAUACUACGCAGUGCUGAAGAGAUCCUGGGAGCAGCUGAAGGACUUCCUGCAGCAAAAAUGUCCACGCAUGAUUGCAUCUCUGAAAGAGGGCACCACCGAGGCGGAGCUUAAUGACAUUGAGGCUCAUAUUGGCUGUCGGCUUCCAGAUGACUACCGCUGCUCCUACCGCAUCCACAACGGACAGAAACUGGUGAUCCCAGGGCUGAUGGGCAGCAUGUCCCUGUCCAACCACUACCGCUCUGAAGUCCUGUUGGAUGUGGAGACAGCGGCUGGAGGCUUCAGACAGAGAAAGGGCAUGAGAUGCUGCCUGCCGCUCACCUUCUGCUUCCACACUGGCCUCAGUCAGUACAUGGCCCUGGAACCCUCAGAGGGACGCCGGAGGUUCGAAAGCUUCUACCCCAGCCCCGAUCAGACGUCUCAGGAUCCUUCUGCCAUCGACAUGUUCAUCACAGGUUCCUGUUUCUUAGAGUGGUUCUCCGUGUACGUCCGCAAUGUUGUCACCGGAGAAUAUCCGAUCAUCAGAGACCAGAUCUUCAGAUACGUGCAUGACAAAGGCUGUGUAGCGACUACUGAUGACAUCACCGUCUCCGUCUCUACCUCCUUCCUGCCAGAACUUUCCUCUGUCCAUCCACCGCACUUCUUCUUCACCUAUCGGAUCAGAAUUGAGAUGUCAAGCAGCGCGCUGCCUGAAGCCGCCUGUCAGCUCGACAGCCGCUACUGGAAAAUCACCACCUCUGACGGCAAUGUGGAGGAGGUUCAGGGCCCCGGGGUGGUCGGAGAGUUUCCCAUCAUGACGCCUGGAAAAGUCCACGAGUACGCCAGUUGCACAACCUUCUCCACGCCGUCGGAGUACAUGGAGGGUCACUACACCUUCCACAGGCUGGCUGAUAAAGAGGAAGUUUUCCACGUGGCCAUCCCUCGCUUCCACAUGGUCUGUCCCCCCUUCAGAGAGACGGCAAGACGCUCGAAGGCGUCCACCAGUCAUACACCUCGCUUUGACGACCACGACGAUGGCGAGUACUGUGAUGGAGAUGGGGACGACUUUGGUGACCUGAGAGGAAUCAACAUGGCUGCCUUGGAGGGGACGUGGUGCCCACGUCACAUUUGACCUUUGACCUCCACCCCAGUCAGUCAUUCAGGUCUGAUUGAUGAUAGUGAAAUCGCCACAACAGCCAGAGAGGGCCGUUGUCAUGGAAACCGUGUCCAUUUGCGGCCAUCGUACCGACAGGAAUGAUUGACAGGUGAAGGCUGAUUUGUGAACCUGAACUACAUGGGGACACGCCCACUUGGCCUUCCAGCUGUCCAAUAGCUAAUGUGAACAAGGUGCAGUUUUAUAGAACUGAUUGAACUUUACUUAUGAAGAAGUGAAAGGAAACGAUGAGGUCGACCGCUUUCUGAACUGUAACGCACUUUUUUUGUUUGUGAUGACGGAAGGUUUUGAUGAGACAGACGUGUAGGUGAAUCCAAAAAAUAUAUAAAAAAAAACAAUAAGAACCCUGGCAAGGAAACUGUUUGUUUAAAAGUCACUUCUUCAAAAAUAAAAUUGAGUAAUAGUUAUCCUUUCAUAAUAAAAUGAUUCCCUCAGAGCACUUUGUGUUUUAUGGCUAAAACAUUAAAGUCCAACAUAACGUGGACAAAACAGAGAGAGAGAAAAAAAGCCUUUUCUGGUCACUUUUAAACUGAACUGUUUUGUUACAAGUAAAUGUAAGACUUUUUUUAUACGACUUGAUCUGCACAGAUUGGACUUUAGUUACAUCUGUUUUUGUUUUAAUGUGGGCUCUGGUGGUUCUGGACAACUUUGAGGAUUUUCUUUGAAAUCAGGAGUCAUGUAUAUUUUUCCUUUUUCUUUUUGUUGUGUAAAAUUGCCUGGUUUCUGGUGUUUUCAGAAAUGCAGCGGGUUUUAGGUUGUGGUGUUUUUAUUUACAUUAACUUUUUCAUCACCUGGAAUGUUUGAGGGUGAAAAUCUUUACCGUCUUGAUGCUUGACGUUGUGAAUAUCUGAUUUGUCAGGAUGUGUGGUUACGUGCUGAUGGGAUUGGUGGGUUUAUUUUGUAUAUUUUGUGGGGUUCUUUUGUUUUGUUUUUGGAUAAAUAAAUAUUACAGCAGAUUC